AGUAUACAAAUAUUACAAAUAUUAAAAAAUAUUCUGCCGGCUACGUCAGACUGUCAAGCAACGUUAAGUAUAUAUACAUAACAAUUCAUUUUUAUUUGAUUUUUCUCAAUUUUAAUUUCUGUGAUGGUUUAGUGUAGCUAAACACAUCAUUUAACACAUUUAUCUGGUGUGUGUGGUUGAGAGUGCUCAUCAUGAAAGUUGUAUUUUUGUUCUUUGUGACGACUGGUUGUCUUUGUCUUUCAUCAAGUCUAUCUGUUGAUACCUACUUGACAUCUAGAGACAAAGACCAACUAAAGAAUGUGCUGCUUACGGGUUUAGAAUCUGAAAAUUUGUCCGAUGUCUUCUAUGCUGUGUCAGGACUACAACAGCUUAAUCAACAAAUACCUGAUGUUCAAGCAGUCUGUAAUAAAUUAGUGAAAUAUGUUGGAAAAGCAAAAUCAUUAUCAUUAGAUUCUGUAUAUUUUUCAACAAGUGCUUGGAAAACAAUUGCCACAUGUACAGGCAAAUUAGUUGUUGAUGAAUCAGUGCAAGAAAUUUACGCUAUGUUGGAGAAGAAAGAUAUUAGAGAUGUCCAUAUGUCUGAUUUAUACUUUGGUGUCAGUAUUUUGAGUAAUCUUAAUCUUAAACCCAAGGAUAUUACUAAACUUAUAAAUAUCAUCAAAAGAAAAAUGAAGCCCGAUGAUACUAUUACUGAUUUUGGAUAUUCAAUACAUUUAUUGGCAAGUCUUGGCCCAGAUGGACGUUUUGCUUUCAAUCGUUUGUCUGAUGCUAUUAUGCAAGUUGAUCAAGUUGAUCGUAAAUUCUUACAAUUUGAAGGAGGCUUGUCUGUCACUGCUCUUGUGUUGACUGGAGUAUACAAAUUUUGUGAUGCUGUGCAAUGUAAUACUUCAUUUCCAAUUCAAAAUGAUCAAGCUCUGAUGUUUAGUAAUUAUCUUUUGUCUCGUAAAUCGGUACAAACACCUAAGGGAGCAUAUUUCUUGCUUAAUGCUCUUAAAACAUUGUCCAAUAACAAGUACCACUUGCCUAUUGCUGCUACACUUGUGAAACCAAUGGGUGAUCUAGAUGAUACACAAAAAAUACUGUCUGUGCGUUUCACUAAUUUGCUUGGAGAACCAUUACCAACAUCUCUUUCUGUUGGUGUUGAGUCAGCAAUGUUAAAUAACAAAGUUGUAAUGUCUAAAAAUAAGUUCAAAUCUACUGCUGAUAAGACUGUAUAUGAAUUAGAAUUUAAUGAACCAGAUUUGUCUAUUGGAAUCUAUAGUAUAGUAAUAAGUGCUACACCAUUAGAAAAAGUCAAAAUUCCACUUUUGGGCAAUACAGCUAUUCCACUUGAAGUAAAAGUAUCAGCUUCUUCAGUAAACAUUGUUGAUUUUAAAGUCGGCACAACUGAUAAUGAUCAACAAACAGGCCCAUCACUCCAAACUUUAAAGUACGGUGAAAAGUUGUCAACUAAAUUAAAAGCAGACCACAUGCAAAGAAUUAUAGUACGCUUUGCUAUCAAAGAUCAUCAAGUUAAGAAACAUGUACAAGUACACCAGGCAUUUGUUAGGUUUACAAAUACUAAGACUGGUUCUCAAAGUGUAUUCGUUGCUGAAUUGGACUCUCAAAAUAAUUAUAAAUUAGAUAUGGAUUUAGGCGUUAAAUCGGUAUCAUUCAAACAUGCCUCUGGUUUAUACUCUAUGGAUUUGAUUAUUGGCGACUCCUUGUUGAAAAAACCUAUAGUUUGGCAUUUUAGUGAUAUUAAAUUGAAAUUUUCUGAAGUUGAAUCAGAUGUAUCUGAAUCUUUUGCAGAUUUUUAUAAGCCGAAAAAAUUAAUUUCUCAUACUUUUAGAGAACCUGAGCCUAGACCACCUCAUAUUGUAUCUCUGCUUUUUACUAUAUUGUCUCUUGCGCCGUUGUUGGUACUUUUUGUCUUGUGGGCUCGAUUGGGAGUUAAUAUUAAAAACUUCCCAUUCAAUUUGAGUGCCAUAGGAUUUCAUUCAGCAUUAGCUAGCAUAUUCAUAUUAUUUGGUAUGUUUUGGGUAUACCUAGAUAUGUUCAUAACAUUGAAAUAUUUAUUUUUAUUGGGGAUUUCGACAUUCUUAUUUGGUAACCGAUUACUAUCAUACAUUGCUAGAAGAAGAAACAAGUAAUUUAGAAUUGUUACAUGACUUACAUGUACAUUCUAUAACAGUUUUCUUGUUUGGGAUGAUUAAGUCAAAAUGAUAAAAUAUUCAAUCCGUUGUGUACAGGAAAAUGUCAGAUUCAAUUUCUUUUUUCACUUUUACUAGCAUUGAAUCAUAUCUUUUAAAUUGUAUUCUCAAAUCUCAAUGAGAUGUACAUAUUAUAAUGAAUAUUGUAUUAAAUUUAUAAAUAUUAGAUAAAUGAAAGCAUAAAUUACACACUUGUACACAUAUGUGUCACAUAUACACACACUUAUACAUAUAUGUAUUUACCUACUUAAUUUUAAAGUUUACAAAUAAUAUUUUCUGAACAAAGCAUUUUUAUAUAAACAUACUUAAUUUAUUAUCAAUAUAAUUAUUGGGAUGAAGAAAUUAAACAAAGCUAAAUUUUUUUAGUUGAUAAAUAUAUUGUUUUUAUUUUUAAGUAUUAUUUGUUCUUUGGAAAUUAUGUAGUAAAAUUUAAAAUAAUAUUUUUUUCUUCUUUGUUGAGCAAUAUUGUUAAAAAAGAAGAUUAAAUAAACAAGAAAAUAAGUCAAUAAUGAAUCAGUAAUAUUUUUCAAAUACAAAAAUAUAUAAUAAAAAAAAAACCUGAAAUCACUUCUGUUACUUCGUAAGUUUUGUUUGUAAUUUGUGAUUGUAUUAGUGUAAGUAAUGUGUUAAAUUUGAAUUCAAGAAUACAUCAUUCUGUGCAAAAAGUAUACAUUUAUAUAUAAUAUAUAUUAUAGUAACUAUUAUUUUAUUGCAUAUCAGUAUGUGUGGUCUUUGUCUUAUAAACAGUAACAAUCUGUUUUCAGCCUUUUCAACUUAGUAUAGUUAACUAUAUAGAGUUAGGUAGAUAUGAGUGAAUAAGACCUAUCAAACUAUAAUAUAAAAAUAUUAUCUGUAUUUUCUCAUUGAUGUUUUUAUAUUUUAAUUUUUAAAUGAGUAAAAAAUUUUGAAACUUUAAUAUUUUAAA
Molecule: messenger RNA, 3117 nt
Organism: Aphis gossypii (cotton aphid)
Lineage: Eukaryota; Metazoa; Arthropoda; Insecta; Hemiptera; Aphididae
Gene: OstDelta
Product: dolichyl-diphosphooligosaccharide--protein glycosyltransferase subunit 2
Exons: 13
Coding region: 192-2132 (646 amino acids)
Biological process (GO): protein N-linked glycosylation
Cellular component (GO): oligosaccharyltransferase complex; membrane
Source: RefSeq, a predicted model, not a curated record